This is a messenger RNA of Penicillium daleae, 1377 nucleotides long. RefSeq names its product aspartate aminotransferase. Gene Ontology annotation, cellular component: cytosol. Gene Ontology annotation, molecular function: pyridoxal phosphate binding; L-aspartate:2-oxoglutarate transaminase activity. Lineage: Eukaryota; Fungi; Ascomycota; Eurotiomycetes; Eurotiales; Aspergillaceae. The record is from RefSeq and is a predicted model, not a curated record. Bases 1 to 1377 code for a protein of 458 amino acids. Gene Ontology annotation, biological process: L-aspartate biosynthetic process. The transcript is spliced from 2 exons.
AUGUUCACAACCAAAGCGCGCUGUCUCGUACCGAAGCUUCACCGUCAAUUCGUCCUCUCCCGCAAAAUUCAAAGUCGAAACUACUACCAUCUAGCCCCUGCUGAAAAGAGUCAUCUCAUUCUACCCAACACAAACAUGACGAAACAGUACCUUGAUCUCCCAGUUGCUCCGGCAGAUCUCGCAUUCGGCUUGAUGGCUGAGUUCGACGCGGACCCCCACCCAAGCAAAGUGUCCUUGAUUGCAGGUGCAUACCGUGAUGAGAAUGGAUUACCUUGGAUACUACCAAGUGUAAACGAGGCUAAAGCUUGUCUUGAAAAGAACUCGAAUCACGAGUACCUAGGCAUAGCCGGCUCACCCGAAUUCAUCAAACUCGCCCAGUCUCUCAUAUUCGGGGAAACAUCCGAAACAAUCAAAGAGCAUAUCGCAAGUAUCCAGACUGUAUCAGGUACCGGCGCAAACCACAUGGCAGCGCUCUUCCUGGCGAAGCAUCUUCGUCCACAACGCGUCUUCAUUCCGUCUCCUACAUGGGUAAAUCACCAAUCUAUCUGGACUAUGGCUGGCGUCCCCCAUGAAGAAUAUCCAUAUUAUUCGUCGGAAACUCGCACCGUCAAACUGGAAGGGAUGCUUGCAGCCCUAGAGCAAAAAGCACAGCCCAACGACGUAGUCAUUCUCCAAGCCUGUGCACACAAUCCAACGGGCGUGGACCUAUUCAAAUCGCAAUGGGCAGAAGUAGCCCGCGUCAUCAAACGAAAGAAUCUAUUCGUCGUCUUCGACAGUGCAUACCAGGGUUUCGCGACUGGAGAUGUUGACGGCGACGCAUGGGCUGUUCGAUACUUCGUCGAGCAACUGAUUCUAACCGCUGAAUCGGACUCAACGCACCCUGGCCUUUGCAUCGCCCAGUCCUUCUCCAAGAAUUUCGGUCUGUACGGCGAGCGGGUCGGAGCUUUGCAUCUGGUUGUCCCGCGUCACUUGUCGCCUCAAGGUGCGCAAUCCGAAUUGAUGUCCAUCGCGAGAUCGGAGUACUCGAACCCGCCGCGUUUCGGGGCUAGUAUUGUUCAGACUGUGCUUGGCAGUCCCCGUCUUAGGGACCAGUGGCAAGCAGAUUUGAACACGAUGAGUGCUAGGAUCAUGGUGAUGAGACGUGCGCUCCGACAGAGACUGGAAGAGCUUGGGGCACCUGGUAACUGGUCGCACAUUGAGAGCCAGAUUGGGAUGUUUAGCUAUACCGGGCUAACACGCGAACAUGUGCAGCGUCUACGGAAUGAGUUCCAUAUUUACCUAUUGCUCUCGGGCCGAGUGAGUAUCUGUGGAUUGAAUGAGGGUAAUGUCGAUUAUGUGGCGAGGGCUAUUAGGGAGGUUGUGAGGACAACAAUGUGA